Thlaspi arvense is the source of this 480-nucleotide messenger RNA. The record is from the annotation of a GenBank genome assembly. Lineage: Eukaryota; Viridiplantae; Streptophyta; Magnoliopsida; Brassicales; Brassicaceae.
AUGGAGCUAACAGGUUUAGCGUUUUUGGUAGCGGUUAAGCCACCACAAGGCUCAUCAACUAUUCAGGAAACCUUACCAGAAGGGUUGCUUUGUGAGCCAUUGUGGAUCCGGUUCAAUGUGGAAUCUCUUGUUAGUGAUUGCCAGAUUGUGUUUAUUCCAACAAUGGGUGAUCAAGUUCUCACAACAAGAUUGUUGAGCGAGGAACUUGAGGUCUCUGUGAAAGUGCAAAGAGAAGAUUCUGGAUGGUUCUCGAAGGAGAGCUUGAGGGAUGCAAUUAAAUCGGUUAUGGAUAAAGAUAGUGAGAUUGGGAAGGUAGUGAAGAUGAAUCAUAAGAAAUUGAAGGAGACCUUGGUUAGUCCUGGAUUCAUGAAUGGUUAUGCUGAUAAAUUUGUUGAAUCGUUGGAGAAUAUAGUGCACAAUACGAAACCGUCUUCAAGACUUGAACUGAAUCGAAUAUUGUACCCCUUUUUUCUAAAAUAA